AUGCAGCCGUCUCCAGACGACCAACCCAAUCCGACCGACCGUCCCGGCACGCCUCCCCGCCCGCCUUACUCCCCCGUGACGCCCGUCUUAUCGCAUCUCGCCCCCGUCCCCAACAACAAUCACAACAACGGCACCGACUUCCCCGCAUCCUCCGCUCCGUUCUCGGCCUCGCCAUCCCAUCCCAUCGUCCCUCCGCCUGCGCGCUCCCCUUCGCCAACAACACGCAUCGCGCCGCCGUCUAUCCCUGCGCUUCAGAGUAACGUCAAUAGCCAUAGCCAGUUCCAGAACCACAACCUGAACCAUACCGACAUCUCCAUCUCCACCCCCUUCUCCGCUCCUCCUCCACCUCCCUUAACAUCCACAACGCCAUCUCAAACAUCGCCACCGCAGCAGCAACAGCAACAGCAACAAGGCCAACAAAGCCAGCUUCCACGCCCCACAUUCCUCCCCGAGCCCUCCCCCAUCCCGAUUUCCGAAAGCGAGAACCCCGACGCGAUCGCGCUCCGAUCAGCAAUCUCCAUCUUACAGAUGCAGAAGCAGCAAAGCAUGCGAGAUCUGCGGACACUCGAGCGAUUGAAGAAAGCGGCGGCCGCGGAUCCGGAGGCGUUUGCGCGGGAACUGGCGGCGGGGAAUUUAUCGGCGAGGAGGGAUGUGGGGGGAUUCCUUGGUUUGGACCCCAUGAGCCGGGAAGCGGAUGAUGAUGAUGGGGAUGAUGAGGGAGAUGUUGAUGUUGGUGGUGGUAGAGAGGAAGGAGGGCCGCGUGCGAAAUUCGAGACGAUACCCACGCCGCAGAACGUCGUGCGCAUGCCGCCGGUUAAUUGGGCCAAGUAUCAGAUCGUGGGGGAUCCGUUGGAUCGCAUGCAUGAGGAUCAGCGACGACGGCCGUUCUCCGGGGAGCCGAGACGAGAGGAUACGCAGAGGGCGCCGGAACAUGUUCUGGCUUCGCCGUAUCGGCCGUUGGUCGACAAGCUGGAGACGCCGAGUAAGGUUAAAGGUGCCAACAAAAGUAAGAAGACGUGA
Aspergillus melleus is the source of this 1020-nucleotide messenger RNA. RefSeq lists its product as uncharacterized. The transcript has a single exon. The record is from RefSeq and is a predicted model, not a curated record. Bases 1 to 1020 code for a protein of 339 amino acids. Lineage: Eukaryota; Fungi; Ascomycota; Eurotiomycetes; Eurotiales; Aspergillaceae.